Molecule: messenger RNA, 930 nt
Organism: Dovyalis caffra
Lineage: Eukaryota; Viridiplantae; Streptophyta; Magnoliopsida; Malpighiales; Salicaceae
Source: the annotation of a GenBank genome assembly
AUAUGAUCUAGGGACUGUUUACUUACGGCAUUGGUAUUCCAAGUCAAGACACAUAAACAAAGCAAGGGAAAAAAUCUGUGGAAAGCAAUGUCCUGUUCCAAGUGUUGGUUUCUUGUCGGAAAGAGAGAAUAACGUUCACUACAAGACUAGUUUAUCUAAUCUAUCCAUAAAUAUAUUCAUUUUGUCCAAAGAAGAGCAGAAGGCUUCAAGCGUAUCACCAAACACAAGCAAAAACCUUCUUCCUCACCUUUUCGUAUCUAGUAUGACUGAAAGCAAUAGCAAUGCAAGUGUGAGCUCGACAUCAAGUUUGAAUAGCAGCGUUCCAGACACAGAGGAUGACCAAACCAUUGCAAGUAUCUUAGCAGAAGAGGAAAACUCUCAUGUUGCGGGAAGGCUUGGGAAGAGACUCUCACAUUUGGACUCCAUACCACACACUCCUCGGGUGAAUGGUGAGAUACCUGAUGUGAAUGAUGCAACGUUAGACCAUGGGCGGCUGUCUGAAAGGUUGGCAACAUAUGGUUUAGAAGAACUGCGAAUUGAGGGCGAUGGGAAUUGCCAGUUUCGAGCAUUAGCAGACCAAUUGUUCUGUAGUCCAGAUUACCACAAGCAUGUAAGGAAGCAAAUAGUCAAGCAGCUAAAGCGUUUCAGAAAAUUAUAUGAAGGAUACGUCCCUAUGAAGUACAGAAGCUAUGUGAAGAAGAUGAAAAAGUCAGGGGAGUGGGGGGAUCAUGUAACUCUACAGGCAGCUGCAGAUAGAUUUGGAGCCAAAGUUAAUUUGGUAACAUCUUUCCGGGACUCAUGCUAUAUCGAGAUCAUUCCCAAAGACAGGAAUCCCACCAGAGGUGUAGAUAAGGCAAUGGAGGUGAAUUUGCAAACUUUACGUACAGUUUUUGAACUUCUACGAAUGCAAGACAAUGAGAUUGUUGACGA